Messenger RNA from Mercurialis annua (annual mercury), 1105 nucleotides. Its product is annotated as transcription factor Pur-alpha 1. Bases 176 to 946 code for a protein of 256 amino acids. Gene Ontology annotation, biological process: regulation of transcription by RNA polymerase II. Gene Ontology annotation, molecular function: purine-rich negative regulatory element binding; DNA-binding transcription factor activity, RNA polymerase II-specific; RNA polymerase II transcription regulatory region sequence-specific DNA binding. The record is from RefSeq and is a predicted model, not a curated record. Gene Ontology annotation, cellular component: nucleus. Lineage: Eukaryota; Viridiplantae; Streptophyta; Magnoliopsida; Malpighiales; Euphorbiaceae. The transcript is spliced from 4 exons.
UUUACCAAAAAAAGAAAAGAAAAUGGGACGAAGUCAAUCAUCCUCCACAUCAUCAUCACCAUCAUCAUCAUCAUCUUCUUCCUAACCUUAGUAUUGCUACUAGUAGUGACAGUAUUGAAGAAUCGGUAUCCAAUUGGAGAUCUAGUUAGCGAUUGGGUUAUUGCGUGUGGGGUGAAUGGAAGGGAAUUCGGGUGGUGGGAACUCGGAUGUGGAGCUGUUGUGUAAAACACUGCAGGUAGAACACAAGCUGUUUUAUUUCGAUCUGAAGGAGAAUCCAAGGGGGCGUUACCUGAAGGUUUCCGAGAAGACAUCGGCCACCCGCUCCACCAUCAUUGUCCCCUGCUCUGGCAUUUCUUGGUUCCUCGAUCUCUUCAAUUACUAUGUCAAUUCCGACGACCCCGACCUCUUUAGCAAAGAAUUGCAGCUCGACUCCAAGGUCUUCUACUUUGACAUUGGAGAGAAUCGAAGGGGCCGCUUUUUGAAGGUAUCUGAAGCUUCUGUGAGUAGAAACCGCAGUACUAUUAUUAUACCUGCUGGUGAUGAAGGUUGGGCAGCCUUUCGGAACAUCUUGGCGGAGAUUAAUGAAGCUGCAACCCAGCAAACUUCUGUUGGCCUUUCAGAUGAUGUCGGGGCUGGCUUCAUUUCUGCUCCAAAAUCUGUAGUCAAUGUCGAUGCCUCAGUUGAACUGCCAGCACAAGAUGAAAUGGGUAGCAUGGAGGUCUCAAAAGUCAUCAGAGCCGACCAGAAAAGAUUCUUCUUUGAUCUCGGAAGCAACAAUCGAGGUCAUUUCCUCAGGAUUUCCGAGGUGGCUGGUUCUGACAGAUCUUCUAUAAUUCUCCCACUCUCUGGGCUGAAGCAGUUUCAUGAAAUAGUGGGUCAUUUUGUGGAGAUCACCAAAGAUAAAAUAGAAGCAAUGACUAGUGCAAAUGUUCGGACACAAAGAUGAAUAUAUUUGGCGUUGUGAAGGUGAUGAAACUGAAUUUUUACUUGUUUGAUAUUUGUAAUUGAGUUUGAAAGUGUGGCACCCUUGUUACAUUUGCAAUAAUGCCAUGCCAGAUACAAAACCAACAUUCAAUUCCACAUCUUCUUCCCUCUUUUUUCUUCA